GCCUAUGACCCACUCUAUGCUUAAACUACCAUCAUGGAUGGGGGGUGUAGUUCCGUUGAGGUACUUAUUCACCUCCACUUCAUUACUAGCAACGUCGAAGCAAAGUCAACUUGGUUACUCCUCCAUCACACCACAGAUACUACCAAUCACCGACAACUCCCACUACCAGUGUAAGCGCUGAAGACCACCCCUUCCCCUCGAGACUGCACCAUUAGCGUCGCCCCUCGGCGCUUCCAGCUCUGGGCGCCCCACCAAUCACAUCCCAGAACCCGGUGAUGGCACUUGCAGAAGAGCGUGAUGAUCCCCAAUAUCCUUGUCCAGCGGUACUCCAUUUUACCCCUCUCGUCCACUCAUACGCCGUGCAAGCUGCAGUCGCAGUCACAUCCGAGUCCCGCAUCCUGACUUGUCCGCGCACCCAUGGCCGCAUCGCACCUUAGGUCGAUUGCCCCCUCAAAAAGAGCCCGAUCAGCCCUCACCCGCUGUCCGUGGCUUGUGUCUUGGUCGAGCUUCUUUGACAGCUGCGCUGGAUUGAAUCCCACGCUCCGUCGAUUUGUCCUGUCUUGUAUACUACAAUUAGGAACGAGAGCUGAGCGACGCUGAGCGUCACGAUUAGCUUCAACUGGGAGAGAUUGCGCCGUUUUUCUCUCGCUCCCAGUUCUUGUCCACAAGGUGCUGAGACUGGCUGCGUAUCUGGACCGACAAUUCAUAUCUCAAAAUGGCUUUGCAACAAUUAUCGUCGCGAUGGGCUGCUCUGGUCGUCCUGCUGUGGACAGCACUCGCCCGCGCCCACACCGUCAUCACCUACCCAGGCUACCGCGGGAACAACCUUCAAACCAACGGGACCGUCGCCGAAGCAAACGGUCUCGGUGUCGCCUACAACUCCAAAAAUGACUCCCUAUACUAUCCCUACGGCAUGGAGUGGAUUUACCCAUGUGGUGGCAUGCCAACCUCUACGAACCGCACUUACUGGCCCGUCGGUGGCGGCGCCGUCGCUUUGCAGCCUGGCUGGUUCCCGGGCCAUGCGACGGCCUUGAUAUACAUCAACAUUGGCCUCGGCGAGAUUCCCGAGAACAUGAGCCACCCAGUCGUGUCGCCCUUCCAGAUUACCGGUCCCUCGAAUAAUCCUUACCCGGGAACUAUCUGCCUGCCUCAGGUACCACUGCCCGCCAACAUCAGUGUCAAGGCCGGUGAUCUGGCUACGAUUCAGGUUGUGGAGAUUGCCAAGCACGGCGCCGCGUUGUAUAACUGCGUCGACAUUAUCUUUGCCGAUAACGGAGACUCCAAGGUUGCCGAAGUCACUACUGAUAACUGCUUCAACUCGAGCGAUAUCAGCUUCCAGUAUGUGUACACGACCUCGGGUAUUGGGUCUGGCGCAGCUACGUUGAAGCCUCCACGGCAGAUGUGGAUUGCAGUCGUACCGUUCCUACUAGCGGCAGCGUUCAUGUAGAUAUUGAUUUGUCGAUUUCUUGCCGAUAUGAUGCAUUUACGUGCGUGCUGCUUUUUGCUUUUGAACAUACCCUAUCUUCCACUGGAAUGAUUGCUGCAAUAAAAUGUUAAUGUGAUUGAUUGAAAUGUUUCUUCGUUGUUUGGAGAUUGGCAUGCUUUGGCCACUGCCGUUCACUAUUACCUUAAUAGGGCCAUUGCGGUGUCUGGGGGCGUUUUGCUUGGAGUAUAGUGGUUUAUGAAGAACGAAAUGAAAAACUUUCAUCGUACAUC
Penicillium brasilianum is the source of this 1716-nucleotide messenger RNA. The record is from the annotation of a GenBank genome assembly. Lineage: Eukaryota; Fungi; Ascomycota; Eurotiomycetes; Eurotiales; Aspergillaceae.